ACCAAGUUAUUUACAAGGCCAAAAUGAACGGUCCCGUCAGGACGACUGUAUUGAAAAGAUGCAACUGAAUUUCUUUACUCCAAACACCCCCUAUUCAAACCGCCACUGCCCGACGUCACGGCGCCGAUAAACGGAAACACGCGUUGGGGCCAGGGAAGGUCCAAGCACGACUGCUCUCCCUCUCCUCCUUCAAAAGAGCGCACCGACAGGUGUAAAACGGCUACACAAAAGAGACUAGUCUGCUGGUCGCCCUCGGGAAACGCACAGAGCUCACAGGUACUCACUCGCUCACCGGCUCUGGUUGCAAGCACGUCUGCAUGGAACAUGCCCCAGUAGUCGGAUGUCUUCUUUUGGGUGUACUUUGUGAGUCUUAUAUCUUCCCCUCUACAAUAAUCGCCAUUGAUACUCCUGUCCCAGUCAACACAUUUCUAUUCGGUAUAGUAUCGCAAAGAUAUGUCGUUUACUUUGCUUCGGGUCAUGCACGUCCCGAAGAGCGAAAUACCAUAAAGAUGAUGGUCUCCCUACUGUGUCUCCUCGACACCGUCUUCACUAUUUUACAAGCUUAUGGGGCAUGGCAUCUCAUCAUCGCUAACUACGGCAAUGCAUCGAUGGGUUCAGCAACAAUACCUUGGCCCGUUUGCUUGAACCCGAUUGCGACGGAAUGUACCGCCAUGGCGACGCAGAUGUUUCUGACUUCGCGCAUUUGGCGAUUGCACCGCAGCCAUCUGCUAGUUGGAAUAUCCAUUUUCUUAGCAUCAAUGUCUUUUGUGGUUGGUUUCGCGGGGGCCGCGGAGUUGCUGAUAUUCAGACUGCACGCAGACUCGUAUACUCAAAGGGGCGCUCGUGGCAUUCUAGGCUCGUUGGUCAUUUCAUGGUCAGCCCUCCAGGUCGCUACAGACGUGUUCAUUACAGCCAGUCUUAUCGUCAUCCUAUGCAGGGCCCGCAAAGGCCUAGCUACUGCAAGCGCGCGACGAAACUACGGACGAAUCAUUGACACGCUCAUUCACGGCUCCAUUCAGACAGGCGUUCUUGCCGGGGGGUGGGCAAUCGGUACUUUCGUCGCGGUGAUUGCUUGGCCCCAAAGUGAUCUCUCCGGUGCCAUAUCGAUCUGUCUAGGCCGUAUAUACACGAUUACUUUGCUUGACAUACUCAUGGGUAGCACUCGCGCUGGAACUGAUACGGAUGACACAACCUCAAGCAUAGCUGGUUUACCGCAGCUCACCUCUGCCAUCGGCGACCCGACUUUUGACGACACGGCAUCCCAGUUCCCAUAACACCAUGACCAUGCCGAUCAGCACUCCGUCCACUUAACGUCACGCCCUCUUAUCCAUCUAGAAUUAAUGUAUAUUCAAGCUGACUG
Coniophora puteana RWD-64-598 SS2 is the source of this 1360-nucleotide messenger RNA. RefSeq lists its product as uncharacterized. The record is from RefSeq and is a predicted model, not a curated record. Lineage: Eukaryota; Fungi; Basidiomycota; Agaricomycetes; Boletales; Coniophoraceae. The transcript has 12 exons. Bases 318 to 1274 code for a protein of 318 amino acids.